AUGCCGUCCAUCAGGGACGAGAUUUCCUUCGAGAAGCGGACAGCGGAGGCGCGCCGCAUUCGCGCAAAGUACCCUAACCGCAUUCCUGUCAUUUGCGAAAAAGCUCCCCGCUCAGAUCUCCCCGUUAUAGAAAAGAAAAAGUUUCUAGUGCCGAUGAAUAUGUUGGUGGGAGAGUUUAAAUACAUUAUCCACAAGCACAUCAAUCAGUGCGCGUCCUCGCAGGGGGCCCCCCUGACUCACGAGAAGACGAUAUACCUCUUUGUAGAAAAUACGGCGCCUAAGGCGGGGGCCCUCAUCCAAGAAGUGUAUGAACAGCACGUGGCCGACGACGGUUUCCUCUACGUGGAGUAUUCAGCAGAAAAUACCUUGGGUUGA
Cyclospora cayetanensis is the source of this 375-nucleotide messenger RNA. RefSeq names its product autophagy-related protein 8. The transcript has 3 exons. NCBI's taxonomy places the organism in Eukaryota, Apicomplexa, Conoidasida, Eucoccidiorida, Eimeriidae. The coding region runs from base 1 to 375 and encodes 124 amino acids. Gene Ontology annotation, biological process: cellular response to nitrogen starvation. The record is from RefSeq and is a predicted model, not a curated record.